This is a messenger RNA of Neoarius graeffei (lesser salmon catfish), 3833 nucleotides long. RefSeq names its product solute carrier family 7 member 1a (gene slc7a1a). The transcript has 12 exons. Gene Ontology annotation, cellular component: plasma membrane. The record is from RefSeq and is a predicted model, not a curated record. NCBI's taxonomy places the organism in Eukaryota, Metazoa, Chordata, Actinopteri, Siluriformes, Ariidae. The coding region runs from base 129 to 2078 and encodes 649 amino acids. Gene Ontology annotation, molecular function: amino acid transmembrane transporter activity. Gene Ontology annotation, biological process: amino acid transport; transmembrane transport.
CAGCAGUGAGGGAGAUUGAAGUCGUCAGUAGACAGGAGUUCAUACAAAGAUCUCAUACUCGCUAACACUAGGUAGGCUGUGUUGUAAACUGAUCAGAUCAGGCCAGAUCAAACUGGAUCGGGUGAGUCAUGAUUUUGCAGAAACUUCUGAGUUUUGGUAAGCAGCUGCUGCGGGUGAAAGUAGUGGACUGCAGCUUGGAAGACACUCGUCUCUCGCGAUGUCUUAACACAUUUGACCUAGUGGCGCUGGGAGUGGGCAGCACCCUGGGGGCUGGGGUGUACGUCCUCGCUGGCGCAGUGGCACGGGAGAAUGCAGGGCCUGCCAUAGUGCUGUCCUUCCUCAUCGCUGCCAUGGCAUCAGUGCUGGCUGGCCUGUGCUACGCUGAGUUCGGGGCACGAGUACCCAAGACAGGCUCAGCGUAUCUGUACACCUACGUGACAGUGGGCGAGCUCUGGGCAUUCAUCACAGGCUGGAAUCUGAUCCUCUCUUAUAUCAUAGGCACAUCCAGUGUAGCUCGUGCCUGGAGCGCUACAUUUGAUGAGCUGAUCAACAACCAAAUUGAGGUGUUCUGUCGUCAGUAUAUGAGCAUGAAGGUCCCGGGUGUGUUGGCUGAGUACCCGGAUCUGUUCGCAGUGGCCAUCAUUCUGUCUCUUACAGGCUUGCUGGCCUUUGGAGUGAAGGAGUCAGCCAUGGUCACUAAGAUUUUCACCUGCAUCAAUAUCCUGGUGCUGCUGUUCAUAGUAGUAUCAGGCCUGGUCAAAGGCACGCUCAAGAACUGGCAAGUGAAUCCUGAUGAGAUUCUCAAUGCCACCGAUUCCUCAGGCUUCAAUACAACAGAGGUAAAGGAAUCAGCUGAGAGCUUGGGAGUGGGUGGAUUUAUGCCAUUUGGCUUCACCGGAGUCCUCUCGGGAGCUGCUACCUGCUUCUAUGCUUUUGUUGGGUUUGACUGCAUUGCCACAACAGGUGAGGAGGUGAAGAAUCCUCAACGGGCCAUCCCCAUCGGCAUCGUCUCCUCUCUCUUCAUCUGCUUUUUCGCCUACUUUGGUGUGUCAGCUGCUCUCACUAUGAUGAUGCCAUACUACAUACUGGACAGAAAAAGCCCAAUUCCUGUGGCUUUUAAAUAUGUAGGUUGGGAGGGAGCCACCUACACAGUGGCUGUAGGCUCUCUGUGUGCCCUCUCCACCAGUCUUCUGGGUUCCAUGUUUCCACUCCCUCGUAUUAUCUAUGCCAUGUCCCGAGAUGGCCUCCUCUUCUCUUUCCUGGCACGUGUGAGCAAGAGGAAAACACCCAUCAUUGCCACGAUGGCCGCAGGGGUAUUGUCUGCUGUCAUGGCUUUCCUGUUUGACCUAAAGGAUCUGGUUGAUCUUAUGUCUAUCGGCACGCUCCUGGCUUACACUUUGGUUGCUGCAUGUGUGCUGGUGCUCAGGUAUCAACCAGAGCAACUCAAUCAGGGCUACCAGAUGGCAAGCACACAUGAGGAGAUGGAGAUGAGAGCAUCCUUUAGUACUACGAGUAUGGGCAUUCUGCCUGGCAUGGAGGAACGCUUCAGUUUCAAAACGCUGCUUUUCCCUAACAACACAGAGCCGUCUGGCCUUUCUGGCUCUGCCGUCAAUGUCUGUGCAAGUCUGCUUGGUUUCCUCAUCCUGACUUUCUCCAUCAUGGCCAUGCAGGGUGGUUCUGCCAGAUGGAACGUAGCAACCCUUGUUGUGAUCGCCAUAGUGUGUCUUCUUCUCACAUUAAUCAUCUGGAGGCAACCGGAGAGUAAAAGCAAGCUCUCGUUUAAGGUGCCUCUUUUACCCUUCCUCCCUGUGGUUAGUAUGUUUGUUAAUGUGUAUCUAAUGAUGCAGCUGGACAGGGGGACAUGGAUGCGCUUUGCUUUGUGGAUGUGCAUCGGUUUUAUUAUCUACUUUAGCUAUGGAAUACACCACAGCUCAGAAGUUGCUCCGACUUAUUCCCGUCCAGACAAAGAGCCUGGUGUGUGUAAAUCCACAAGUACUAACCGGGAUGACACAUCCCCUGAGAAAGAAGCGUUCCUCUACACCAGGCAGGAGGAUGGAGAUGAAGAUUGUGAGCUCUGAUACUGAGGAUGAGAUGAGCUUCAGUACUGCCUACUUGACCUUCCCUCUGAACUACAGCACUCAGGGCUGCUGAAGAGCACAAACUGUUAUCAGGCCGCGCAUGAGGAGAUGCAGCACUGUGGUUGAUUUUUUUAAAUAAUUCACUUCCUCAUGAGCGGCUGAGAGCCCUGUUGUUGGAUAGUGAUUUUUGGAGAUUUUAAUUUGCAACAAAAACAGUUAAAGGACAUUUUGUCUGAAGGCAACUUGGAAAUUUUUCUUAGGUUCAGUUACUGUAUAUACUGAGUGUCCAGUUUAAGACAGUGCCCACUGUGUUCUCUGAUUGCGCCCUUCGUCAUCGAAUUGCACUUUUACAAUAUUACACACGUUACAACUGAAUUAGAAUGAUGCAUAACCGCAAAAAAAAAAUCAGGGACACGUUGCCUUCCAUGGACUUCUAUUUAACAGUUUAAUUUGUUUUAUGAUGAAAUCUGCUCCACACAAGGCUUAGUGUUUCUUAUUUAAGCCCUCACUCGCUUUCUGAAAUGUUACCUACUAGUCUGAGCUGCUCUGAUCCAGAUUUAGUACAAGGGGUAUUUAUAGAAAGCCCUACUAUUGCCACCUGGUGGAGUGGUAAUGAACACAAAGGAAGAUUGAAGCUCAUUCAGUAUACUGAGAGGAUUAUAUUUCCAGUACUGGGUAACUGUUUUGUCUUUGCAGACUUAUUUGCCUCAUAUAGCUCUUUGAAGCUGCUAAUUUAAAAAGUCAUCUGAAGAAUAUUUGAAGAGUUUGUAGGACAAAAACCUGUUUGGUUAAGGUAAUAAACUUUUCCAUAAUUGGUUGCUUAUUGUUGAAGAUAUUAACAAGAUUAAUGAUAUUUAACAAUUAUUCGUUGAAGGCAAAGUGAAUAUUGGUGAUUUAUUAUUCAUAUGGGCCACUUUUUCCAUGGAACAAAAACGUAUUCUAUUCCUUUCUAGUGGGCUUAUUGAUGGCACGCAAUAUUAUCAUAUUGGUUAUCCUCCAUGUAUUACGCCACUCUCCCCAGUGGAGAGCGAGUGUGCAAUAUUAUUACAAUAUUGCACGUUAUCAAGACAACAUGACGUCACAUGUCAGAGCUCGUGAAUAUCCAGUGACAACUUUUCUGCUGCGCAUACACACAAUCAUUUCUUUGUCUGCUGGGAAAGAGAAAAGAUGAGGCUAAUCCAGUGCUACUGCUAGGUAUAGCUAUGCGAUAAUUAAGGACUAAAUAAAUAAACUAAAAACUGAAACCGAAGAUGCACUGAACACCCGAAAGGCUACCAAAAUUUCAUUAUAUAUUCUUCACGCAUAUUUACAAGAAAAAAACAUACUAACGGAGAUCGAAAAACUGGAAAAGAGACACAUCGGAGAUGAAAAACUUCUGAGCUAGCGAGUGACUGUGACAGUUUGUAAACAAACGUGGCCUUGAGGUUUGCUUCAUUAAAAGUAGAAGAUUUUGAGAGAAUUUUGGCUGCCAGGUCGCGCUGUUGUGUGUAGUUGUCGAUGUUGAUUUUAAAAUUAAUGAAGUAAAUUACAUCGGGAAAUGAAUACUUACUGUAAGUCUGAGUGAAAAAUGCUGUGACAAACAUGCGUGGAAAAAGUCUUGGGACAGAAAUCUUAGUUUCUCAGUCACUAGCCUGUGCUACUGAUGAACGCUAUAGCGGCUGUAGGCAACUUUAUUGCCGCACCAACUUGUGGGUAAGCUAGCAUUGGCCUUCGAGAAUGCUGAUAUGAAGCGCGUGUAUGUAUAAUAAUAAUAUU